Molecule: messenger RNA, 3785 nt
Organism: Hemibagrus wyckioides
Lineage: Eukaryota; Metazoa; Chordata; Actinopteri; Siluriformes; Bagridae
Product: NACHT, LRR and PYD domains-containing protein 3-like
Exons: 10
Coding region: 272-3211 (979 amino acids)
Molecular function (GO): protein binding
Source: RefSeq, a predicted model, not a curated record
UAAACCGUUAGACGGAAGUGAAACUCAGCUGCUCCAUUUUGUUCCGAGAUGAAAAUAAAAUAUUCCAGGAGUAAAAGCUAAAGCUCUGAUAUAUAAACGCUCUAAAUGAAGACGUUUAGAGUUAAUAUGAGGAGUUUUGUUGGUUUGUACUGAAGUUUUUAAUGUACACAGGUUGUUUUAUGACUUGAUAUCGUGUGUAUAGUGUUUGAUUUAACACACCGAUGUUGGAGUGAAGUAAACGUGUGUCCUGCUGUAAUCUGGAGAAGGAGACAUGACCUCCAACAUGAGUGUGUCUGGAAAACAGGACUUAAAGAAAGACGAGAGAAUGAUGGAGGGAAAGAGAUCAGACUCACCAGAACCCAGCUGUGUGUCCAUGAAGAGUGACUGGUCAAUGGAUCAUCCAAUUCACUUCAGAGACAGAGACAGUUCUACUGAUGUGAGACCACAAAAGAAGAAAUCAAACAUCAGCAGAAAUCAGCUGGACUCCAUAUUCAAGGAGCUGGAACACAAAGUCAUCACUCUGAUAAAGAAUGAGCUGAAGAGGUUUAGGAAGCUCCUGAGUCCAGAUUACCCAGCAUGCACUGAGAGGGAGGUGGAGGAUGAGGAGGAUCUGCACAGUGUCAGAGAGGGAGCUCUGAAGAUCACACUGCACUUCCUGAAGAACAUGAAGCACACAGAUCUCGCUAACACACUGCAGAACAAACUCGUGUAUCAGACAAAGCUGAAAUCCAACCUGAGAGACAAGUUUAAAAGAAUUAAUGAAGGAAUCUCACAGCAUGGAAGAUCAGCACUUCUGAAUGAGAUCUACACAGAGCUCUACAUCACAGAGGGUUGGAGUGGAGACGUCAAUAAUGAACAUGAGGUGAGACAGAUUGAGACAGCGUCCAGGAGACCAGCAACACAGGAGACACCCAUCAACUGUAAUGACCUCUUUAAGGACAAGUCCAUCAGAACUGUGCUGACUAAAGGAGUUGCUGGAAUUGGAAAAACAGUCUCUGUGCAGAAGUUCAUUCUGGACUGGACUGAAGGAAAAUCAAAUCAGGACAUCACCUUCAUGUUUCCACUUCCCUUUAGAGAGCUGAAUCUGAUGAAGGAGAAAAAUCUCAGUCUGAUGAAUCUUCUUCAUCACUUUUCCCCAGAAAUAAGAGAACUAGAAUCAAUAGACUGUGACUCCUACAAAGUGGUGUUGAUCUUUGAUGGUCUGGAUGAGUGUCGACUUCCUCUAAAUUUCCAGAAGAAUGAGAGAUUGUGUGAUGUGACAGAGUCAGCCUCAGUGGAUGUUCUGCUGACGAACCUCAUCAAGAGGAAUCUGCUUCCCUCUGCUCUUCUCUGGAUAACCUCUCGACCAGGAGCAGCCAAUCAGAUCCCUCCUGAGUGUGUAGACCAGGUAACAGAGGUACGAGGGUUUAAUGAUCCUCAGAAAGAGGAGUACUUCAGGAAGAGGAUCAGUGAUCAGAGCCUGGCCAAUAAAAUCAUCAGACACAUGAAGUCUUCAAGAAGCCUCUACAUCAUGUGCCACAUCCCAGUCUUCUGCUGGAUCUCAGCCACUGUUCUAGAGAGAAUGUUGGGUGAAGCAGAGAGUGGAGAGAUCCCCAAGACUCUGACUCAAAUGUUUACACACUUCCUGAUCUUUCAGAUCAAACACAAGGAUGAAAAGUACCUUCAGAAACAUGACCCUGAUCCUCAGCAGACCAGAGAGAGUAUCCUGGCACUGGGAAAACUGGCUUUCCAGCAGCUGGAGAAAGGAAACCUGAUCUUCUAUGAGGAAGACCUGAGAGAGUGUGGCAUUGAUGUCAGAGAAGUGUCAGUGUACUCAGGAGUGUGUACCCAGAUCUUCAGAGAGGAGUUUGGGCUUCACCUGGGGAAGGUGUUCAGCUUUGUACAUCUGAGUGUUCAGGAGUUUCUGGCUGCUUUAUACGUGUUUUUCUGCUUUAAAUUUAGAAAGACAAAUGUGCUUGUGGAGCAAAGCACUGGACUUUUUAAUUUCUUCAGAAAUCCAAACAUGUCUGAUCUCCUCAGGAGUGCAGUGGACAAGGCCUUACAGAGUGAGAAUGGACACCUGGACCUGUUCCUCCGCUUCCUUCUGGGUCUCUCACUGGAGUCCAAUCAGACUCUCUUACGAGACUUAAUGCCACAGACAGGAAGUAGUUCUCACAGUAAACAGGAAACAGUGGAGUACAUCAAGGAGAAGAUCAGGGAGAAUCCAACUCCAGAGAAAUCCAUCAAUCUGUUCCACUGUCUGAAUGAACUGAAUGAUCAUUCUCUAGUGCAGGAAGUACAGACUUAUGUGAACAGAAAAAAAUACUUUUGUCUCAGUGGAUCCAGUCUCUCUCCUGCUCAGUGGUCAGCUCUGGUGUUUGUGUUACUGACCUCAGAACAGGAGCUGGAUGUGUUUGAUUUGAGUAAAUAUGAUCGAUCGGAGGAUUGUCUUCUGAGACUGCUGCCAGUGGUCAAAGCCUCCAGAAAAGCUGUUCUGUUUCAGUGUAAUCUGACAGAGGAAAGCUGUAGAGCUCUGUCCUCAGUUCUCAGCUCAAACUCCUCCAGUCUGAGAGAACUGAACCUGAGUUACAAUAAACUGCAGGAUUCAGGAGUGAAGCUGCUCUCUGCUGGACUGAAGAAUCCACACUGUACACUGGAGAUACUGAGGAUGAGGAGCUGCAGUAUUACAGAUGAAGGUUGUGCUGCUCUGGCUUCAGCUCUGAGGUCAAACUCCUCAUCACACCUGAGAGAACUGGAUCUGGACGGUAAUAAUCCAGGAGAAUCAGGAGUGAAGCUGCUCUCUGAUCUACUGAAGGAUCCACACUGUAAACUGGAGACACUACAUCUGUGUCGGUGUAAUCUGACAGAGGAAAGCUAUAGAGCUCUGUCCUCAGUUCUCAGCUCAAACUCCUCCAGUCUGAGAGAACUGAACCUGAGUCACAAUAAACUGCAGGAUUCAGGAGUGAAGCUGCUCUCUGCUGGACUGAAGAAUCCACACUGUACACUGGAGAUACUGAGGAUGAGGUACUGCAGUAUUACAGAUGAAGGUUGUGCUGCUCUGGAUUCAGCUCUGAGGUCAAACUCCUCAUCACACCUGAGAGAACUGGAUCUGUACGGUAAUAAUCCAGGAGAAUCAGGAGUGAAGCUGCUCUCUGAUCUACUGAAGGAUCCACACUGUAAACUGGAGACACUACACAUUAAAGAUUAUAAACUCACCAGGUCUGGUGUAUGACCGGAGUCUGACCUCAAACCUCUUGUCCAGGAUAAAGCAGUAGUGGUGAAGCGUUAGAACCCGUCCCACAUUUCCAGCAGUUUGGGAGCUGAAUCAUUCAUAUUCAGAUGUAGAAGUUCCAGAACAAUAACCGUGACUGACCACAUCCUUUUAUCCACUCAGCUACAAGUUACUUCAGGCUUUAAUCACAUAUUUUACAAUCCAAAGUCCAAUCCUUCAGCAUCUACACACAACACAGAGAUAUCAUCACACCAUCACACUGAUUACACAAACACACAUCCAGCUGUUGGAGAUGUUUAUAGUCAAUUUUUACCUCCUUAUUUUUAUAUCACAUUUGUUUCUGCACAGAUGAUUGAGUUACAGUUGUAAUAUUUAUCUUUAUUUUAUUAUUUUUUUAAUUACUUCUUUUCAUAUGUUUUUUGUUUGCUAAUCUGUGUUUAAUUGUAACCAUGGUAACAGGUCUGCUGAUUGAUUUGUUGUUGUAGUGACCCAGUUUUGUAUAUAUGUUGUAUACAUGUCAUUUCCACUGUGUGUAAUUACAGAAUAAACAGUGAGUGUGAGUGAAACACAACAA